ACAAGUACCCCUUUUUCUGAUUUAACACAUCUGAUUAAAAAGCAUCGCCUUUCUUGAGCUACAGACACCUCCCUUCAACUGAUGCUGUAAUCCUCCACUUUUCGUUGGGAAAGUUUACGCCUUUAACAAAACGUGGGAGUCGAAAAAGCGGCUGCAAGACUAAAACAGCCCAAACUCUCCAACACUCUCCAUGGGUGAUGGGGAGGGACGCUCUUUUUAUUUCAGAAAAUGGGAUAUUUGCAAGUGACAGAAGUCUUCCCGGGAAUAGGUUAACUCUCCUUGAUGGAGAGAGACGCGGCCCUUCGCUUCUUCCUGUAUCUUUCGUGUGAAUGUCGCCAGUUCCGCAUCUGCAGCGGAGGAAGGGCAGUACCGGUCGUUCGCAGCAGCUUCGCCCUCUUUGCCAACCCCGGCGCCUCUGGGCGGGGAGUACGAGGAGGAAACAGCUGCAGCGAGCGGAGCUGGAAGCCGACGUGUCCCGGGGUUUGGUCGGUUGCAGAAGGAACAAAACCCCGCAGCCCAGACCUUGCCCCGCGCGUGCAGUAAUCGUGGUGGGGGGGAAAAGAAUGGCUGCCGAGGCGCCCCCCGUCCUUUCGCUCCAGCUGGUGGAAGAACCGAGACUGCUGAAGCUGAAAAAGAUGUUCAUAUCUAAAUUUAAAACAACACCCACAUUUUAUGUUCGAGCACCAGGGCGAGUCAACUUAAUAGGUGAACAUAUAGAUUACUGCGGCUAUGCUGUACUCCCGAUGGCCAUAGACCAAGACAUACUUAUAGCAGCUGAACCUCUAAACAGCCCAGUCCUCAAUUUAGCUAAUACAAAUCCCUCAUACUCGGAUUUCAGUACAGAUGCCAAAAACAUCCAAAUAAAGCAAACGAAACCUUUAUGGCACAACUAUUUUCUCUGCGGGUUCAAAGGAAUACAGGAUCACUUCAGUCUGGAGAACCCGAGUGGAAUUAACUGCCUCGUAGAAGGGACAAUUCCUCCAAGUUCCGGCUUGUCAAGCUCCAGUGCUUUGGUCUGUUGUGCGGGACUCGUGACUGUCACGGCAAACGGCAAGACUCUUUCAAAGGUGGAACUGGCUGACCUGUGCAGCAAGUGUGAACGCUACAUUGGCACUGAAGGAGGCGGCAUGGACCAGUCCAUCUGCUUUCUGGCAGAAAAAGGAACUGCAAAGCUGAUAGAAUUUAAUCCUCUGAAGGCAACCGACGUGAAGCUUCCAGGAGGAGCAGUUUUUGUGAUUGCAAACAGUUGCGUUGAAAUGAACAAGGCCGCGACUUCGCAUUUCAAUAUUAGGGUGAUGGAGUGUCGUCUGGCUACGAAGCUGUUAGCAAAAUCCAGAGGCCUAGACUGGAGAGCGGUGGCAAAACUCCAAGACGUGCAAGUCAAGCUGAAGCUAAGCUUGGAGGACAUGCUGGCUGUGGUUGAAGAGGCAUUUCACCCUGAGCCUUACAGCAUAGAGGAAAUUGGGGAAAACCUGGGAAUUAACCCCACAGAGCUACGCACUCAGAUCCUUAGCCAGAACACACAAGAUGUGACCACCUUUAAGUUAUACCAGCGUGCCAAGCACGUGUAUGCAGAAGCUGCCAGAGUUUUGGAAUUUCAGAAAAUCUGCAUGGAGGCACCUGAUGAUGCCAUCUCAUUGCUGGGAGAUUUAAUGAAUCAGAGCCAUGCCAGCUGCCGAGACUUGUACGAAUGCAGCUGCCCUGAACUAAAUCAGCUGGUGGACAUCUGUCUGCAGUUUGGAGCAGUUGGGUCACGCCUGACUGGGGCAGGAUGGGGUGGCUGCACUGUGUCGAUGGUCCCUGUGGACAAACUGGAGAGAUUCCUAGCAAAUGUGAAGGAGGCUUAUUACAAAAAUUGUGGCCAAAGGUUAGCCCUGGAAGAAAACAACCUCUUUGCUACCAACCCUGGCGGAGGAGCUAUAAUUUUCCUUGAAGCCUGAAGGACGCCACAUUUUUGGAGGACUUUGCAUGCCACAGUAAACAAUUCAUUUGGCUGUUUUUUAUUACAUUAUAACGAACAAUAGCAAUAGCUAUUAUUAGGAUGGGUUUCCAACCUUUUUUCUCUUUCUUUCUUUCUUUCUCUCUCUCUCCCUCUCUCUCUCAAAAGUGCUAUUAAUCUUUCUAAUGGAUUUUUCUCUUUCUUAAAAUAUGCUUCCAACAUAAUCAUCCAAAAUGUUGAUUUCUGUCUGGACCUGACAAUAUAAAACACGAUUUGCCAAAAUAUAUUCGUUAAAAAUAAUUGAAAUGAACCAGAUUGGAAUUAAAGGGGAAGAGGGA
This is a messenger RNA of Crotalus tigris (Tiger rattlesnake), 2277 nucleotides long. It is a transcript of the gene GALK2, whose product is annotated as galactokinase 2. NCBI's taxonomy places the organism in Eukaryota, Metazoa, Chordata, Lepidosauria, Squamata, Viperidae. Gene Ontology annotation, cellular component: cytosol; cytoplasm. The record is from RefSeq and is a predicted model, not a curated record. Bases 330 to 1940 code for a protein of 536 amino acids. Gene Ontology annotation, biological process: galactose metabolic process; carbohydrate phosphorylation. The transcript has 10 exons. Gene Ontology annotation, molecular function: galactokinase activity; ATP binding.